GUCACUUCCGCUUCCUCCCCUGCAGAGCGGGUAAUUCGAACGUUUCCUGGGGCAGGCAGCCCUCGGGGUUGGUUGGUACCCGGGCCGGCCGUGCAGGAGGAGGUCGAGACCGGGACUAAUUAUGUCUGGGAGGCGAACGCGGUCCGGGGGUGCCGCUCAGCGCUCCGGGCUCAGAACCCCAUCUCCUUCUAAUUCUUUGCGGAGAUCCCAGCGGAAAUCAGGCUCUGAUCUCCCGAGCAUACUCCCUGAAAUCUGGCCGAAGGCACCCCAGGCGGCUCCAGUCAGAAAGCCCAUCGUCUUGAAGAAGAUUGUGGCCCAUGCUGUAGAGGUCCCAGCUGGCCAGUCGUCUCACAGGAGCCCAAGGAUUUCUUUUUUCUUGGAGAAAGAAAACAACCCUCCUAACAGGGAGCCUACUAAAGAGGACCUUUUCAAGAUCCAUAGUGUCCCAGGCACCCCAGCCACCACUCCUGUGCACAGCCUGAGUGCUGAGUCCAACUCUAGUGAAGGAAGCCUAGAUGCCAGGGAUGUGGAAAUGUCUAAGAAAGUCAGGCGAUCCUACAGUCGGCUAGAGACCCUGGCCUCUGCCUCUGCCUCCACCUCCACCCCGGGCCGUCGCUCCUGCUUUGGCUUUGAGAGGCUGCUAGGGGCAGAAGAUUUGUUGGGAGUCUCGCCUGUGGUAUAUUCAAAGUCAACCGAGCUCACCAGGGUCCCAGCGAAGCCUUGGGCCCCAGACACGACCCUUCCUGGAAUCUCGCCUCCAGUAGUGAAACAGAAACGAAAGAAGAAGGUGCCCGAGAUCCUGAAAUCAGAGCUGGAUGAGUGGGCCGCGGCCAUGAAUGCCGAGUUUGAAGCUGCUGAGCAGUUUGAUCUCCUGGUUGAAUGAGAUGCGGUGGGGUGCACCUGGCCAGACUCCUCUCUCCUUGUAUAUAGCCCUCCCCCCCCAUGGAGAGCAUACUUGGAAUUCCCCUCCUCCAGCCUUGUUACCUGUGCGUGUGCCGUUGCUGCAUGUGAGGCCUGGCCACCUCUGAGGGUUUGUGCAGCGCUGGCAGCCAUCUCUAUUUGAGGAAACGGGGCCGCCGGGCCACUCACUGGUGUCCUGUCUCUAGUCAUCCUCUCCUUCCUACCUCCCCAAGGUAGUGCAGCCAGUUUCCAGUUGGGCCACAGACUGGGGAGAAGAACCACUGGCCCAGCCAGAAUAGGUUAAAAAGAUGAGGAAUGGAGGUGAGAGGGCACCUCUGCCUCGGGAAGGGUGGCUGCUCUGAGACAGCCCCAACAGAAACAGGCCCCGGGGCAGAGGCAGCCUCAGGCUCUCCCUCCUGAGUUGCCUUCUGUUGGUGUUGGGUCCCAGCCACCAGCCCAUCCAUGUAAAGAGGCUUUGGGUUCUGUGGGUUUCCUUAUAGAUUCUGUAGAUGGUCCAGGAGAACAUUCAUGGGCUGGGGACGGUUCCAUGUUUGAGGAAGAAGCUGCGCAUUCAACCUGUAAAAUCUAAGUUUUGAAGGAGGGAGGGAAGCCUUAGUUGGGUCUCAGGCUACAAGUGUUUACUACAUAGAAGCUGUGUUAUAGUUCUGUGUUCUGUUGGGAUGUUUGGUAAAUGCCAGGCUAAUGGAGCUCGGGCUGCUUGAUGCAAAAAGGGUACAUUUCAGGAUGGGCCACCAAGUGCUGUGGGCUCCUGAGGUUCACGCUUCUGGGGUGGCCACCUGCACAGGGCCCAGCCACUCUGGCGGCUUGCCACUCUGCUACAGGGGCAGAAGGUACCCCAUCUUGUCACUCACACCCAUUUCUUACAAAAUAAGGUACACAGAGUCUACUAGGCCCUAGAGGAAAAAAUUAUGAGUUGAAGGGUCCUAGUCCUACUUGCAUUUUAAAACUACACUUGUAAAGUUCUAAGAAGCUUUUCUCACAUACUAGAAAGCAGCAGGAAUUGAUAGCAAUUUUAAUAUUUGGUCUCCUUAUUGUGCUCGCACUCUGAGAACACUGCUUGAGGGAGGUGCUAGGAGUUGAAGGGUGAGAGAUGCAUCCCAUUGCCUAUGGGGAAUUUUCUCCACCUUUUCCUGCUCUCAAUACUGGUAAAAGGUGUGGUUUCAAAGGCUGCCCUGCCCCCCACAAUCCCAUCAUACUCCAGGCUGUUGCACCUUUGGAUGUCAAGUUCAUGGAGACAGACUCAGAGGAGUGCCGAGGAGCUGGGGGAAAAACUGAGCGCCGGGUCAAGGCACUGGGAUGAAAUGGUGCAGGCCUGGUGGGCUCUCAUGAAACCUGCAAAGCUAUCUGCUCGAUGCUUCGUGCUUUAUCAGACCCUGCAAGGAAGCUGCCUUGCCAGGGUACACCCAGAUGUCCUUGAGCUGGACCACACCUGAACUCUUACCCUCACUUGCUGGCAGGGCGGAACUCUGAAAUGUGUCAGUCCUACGGAAUCAGAACUAGCCAGAUGAUGCUAAGUUGAUAUCACCACAGCAAACUGUUCUCUCCCUGGGGAACUAAGAAUGUGCAGUUUAAGGAAAAAUUAGGAUUUCAUUUAAAAUUUUUUUUUAAAAUCCUGAUUAAAGAGUUUCUGCCUAUUUAUAGACUGUGUUUCUUUUAUUGGACCAAAGGCAGAGCUGAGGGUAUGAGGCCCAACAUGCCAAGCCUUCUUUGUGCUGUCACCAGGGUUGUCCCUUUGUCCAGGGGCUGCCAGCCUGGCCUCAUUCUAGUUGCCCUGUGGUAGAUCACUGCCCCCACAACAUCUAUUUCUGUCCAGUCACCCAUCUGCUCCCUCCAAGGCAGGGCUGCCUGAAGUGGAAGCCUCGAGGUGAGGCUAUUGAGAGUUCCCCCAGUGCCCAGGGCAGAUGCCUGGACACCAAACGCCUUCCCAAGUCCGGCCCUUCUUCCCACUUCCCUUUCAGGCUCCUUUGAGCCCAGACUGGAUGCUGUACAAUGGUGGCUGCUACAGGACCCCCUGAGGAGCUUGCCAGAGAUGCUUAUUUCUGGAAAUUCUUCCACUUGGUCUGAGGUGAAGCCUAGGAACAUGCAUGCAGGGGGCAUAAACCAGCCUCUUUCCAUCUCAUCCUUGCCUCCUAGUCUGAACAAGUCAAGGCCAUUAAAUUCUCCCCAGACCUAUCCACUUUCACCCCCAUCCCCACCAGAGGAGAUGGGCCCUUCUCAAAGCCAACUUUUUCACUGGCUUUUGAUCAAAUCUCUCAUAUCUGAGACCUUGCUCCCCUUUUUCCUCCAAGUCCUAAAUGCUUUAUGUUCAUUUUAUCAUUGAAAACAAUCAAAAGUUUUGACCAGCAUAUGUUGUUAGCUACUACCAUUGCUCUCUUCUUUUAAGGUUAAGCUCCUUGAAAGAACAUUCUCAAGUUGCCAUUUGCUCCCUUUUAAUUUAUUCCUGGUGCCCUUAUCAUUCCAUUGACUGCUCCACAGAGGUAACCAUUGAUCUCUUAAUGCCCAGUGCACCAGACUCAGGCCUCAGCUGCCUGGGCUGGGGCCACCCUCCUUGGGGCUCUGACACUGCUGGCUCCUUUUUCUUGGCUUCCCCUGAAAUGUCAUGACACCCGAGUUCAGUGCUGGACCCUCCUUCCAAUCUGCUUGCAUUUGCUGAUGACCUCAGGCUCACUGGGCUGCUUUCUUGCUCAAGACUUGUCAGUCUUUACUUACAACCCAAAACUCUGCCCUGAGCUACAAAUCAGUACCUAAAACUGCCUUGGAGAACUGUAUCUCAACUCAAAAGUCAUCUCAAACUACUAUCCAACAGCUUGCCUGCUCCUGUGCUCUCUAUGCCAUUAGUGUCACCGCCAGCUGACCCAGUCACACAAGCCAGGAACCUAGGGUCAGCUGCAGCUCUGUCCUCCUUCACCUACCCUAUUUGGCCAGCCCCAACCUGCUUAGCACCCCUCCACCCACACAGCCACUGGACCAGUGCACUAGCCUCCUAGUGGAUCUUCCUUUUAUCUGCUCAUGUCUCCAAACUAUCCAUACUGCAGCCAGGAUGAAUUUCUUAAGACACAAAAUAUGAUCCUGUUUCUCCCUUCCUUAAAAUCUUUU
This is a messenger RNA of Microcebus murinus (gray mouse lemur), 4017 nucleotides long. RefSeq names its product cell division cycle associated 5 (gene CDCA5). The record is from RefSeq and is a predicted model, not a curated record. Gene Ontology annotation, cellular component: nucleus. NCBI's taxonomy places the organism in Eukaryota, Metazoa, Chordata, Mammalia, Primates, Cheirogaleidae. Gene Ontology annotation, biological process: mitotic sister chromatid cohesion; positive regulation of exit from mitosis; mitotic metaphase chromosome alignment.